AGCAUUUGUUUUCGGACCACCAUAAUAUCAAAGAAGAAGACCCCGUACAGUAGGUGGCUGCAAUACACCAAUAGGUGUAAUCGAAAACUUUAAAGAAGAACGGAAGUGAACAGUGACCAGAAACAAGCGUUGUUAUUUAGACAUUUAACAUAAUUACCCCAGGUGGUGUUUAAUUCGCGUUGGUCCCGGGUCUUUGUUUAUAGAUGCUAUCUGGCUGCUGGUUAGCUAAAAAUGGCUAACGUUAACUGUAUGGUUUUUCACACUCAGAUAGCCUCCAUCGUGGAGGUUCUAGCGAAUGCAGCCGUGGCAGAGAUCUGUAAAGUCGUAGACGACGACUAUGCAGUGUUUCGUUUGGAAAUAACUCAAAGCCAGAAAGAAAACAGGGGAUUGCGGAGGAAGCUACAGCUACUGGAACUGAAGAUGGCACGGGAGCGCGCAGAGAGGACAACGAGAGAGCGCGUCCUCGCCAGUCGUCACAGUAGUGUCAGGAUCCUCGACCGAUGCAGAGGAAUGGCAAGAGGUGAAGGACAUCUAACUGGAGGCCACAAGAGCCUUGUGAAGCCAGCAGGACACAAUACAUGGAGAGAUGACCAACCAAUCACAAUUGAUGAGGGGAGUAGAACCUCAACCCAGCACGUUAUGAUGAUAGAGUCUGCAGAUACAGGUCCUGGGGUCAAGCUGGAGAGGUCUGAAGGAGAGGAGGACCCACGGCAAAGCAGAGACAUUCAGACUGAAAUGGCUGGAGUGCCCCCUGUAGCCAUGCAGGACCCCACGACAGCCCCAGUGCAGCCCAGAACCCAACACAGCAUCACGGAGGUCAGUGGACCAUUGAACACCGUCCUCAAGACAGAGACAGAUACCAAUACUUUAACUGUAACACACAGGCUGUUACACACAGGAUCUGACCACAGAUCAGACCCAGAGAGACUGGAGCCACUGGGCUGUCCUCCUGCUUCUGGCUCAGACUAUUUACCGAUAUUUCGCCAGAGGACGGUUCAUUCCUUUGGGGAUGGUGACGCGUUAGACACUGGCGGUAAUGAUCCAUCUUGUUCUUACGCUACAGAGAUGGACCCUGGCAACAUGCCCUUGGUUUUAGAGACACAGACUGAUCUGUCAAGAGGGGACUGGAACCGGCACAGUAGUAGUGGAUACUCUGAAGGGUGCCUAGAUAAGAAAGGGGAGGGUCUGGUCGUAGAUGAAGUGGAGGGUGACGUUCCUCCCACAUGGAAUGCAGCUAAUCACCUAGGAGACGGACACUCACGGGGCAGAGAUUUCUUAGAUUACAGGAAAAGCUUAGAGACAAAUCCAGAUGUCAUUACCCACUCCCCUUUACAUAUGCUCGGGGAUCGCGACCCAGUGUCCACGUCGAUGGGGCCUUCCGAUUCACAUGGCCAUGUCCAUUUCGAUCAGGCUCAGGGAGGGGGAGCCACAUCAGGCAACAGUAAAGAGAAACGGUUCCUCUGCAUGUUCUGUAACAAAGGAUUCAGCUGCCUCCAGAAGGUGGAGAUCCACCAGAGGGUCCACACAGGGGAGAAACCAUUUAGUUGUACUCAGUGUCACAUGCGUUUCGCCCAGGCUGGCCACCUGAAGAGACACCAGAUGGUCCACACAGGGGAAAAACCCUAUAGCUGUACCCAGUGUCACAUGCGUUUCGCCCAGGCUGGUGACCUGAAGAGGCACCAGAGGGGUCACACAGGGGAGAAACCCUACAGCUGCCCCCUUUGUGAGAAUAGGUUCUCAGAGAGGACCUACCUCAGGAUACACCAGCAGAAAAAACAUUCCACUCAAUAGAAAAUAACCAUUCCACUUGAUAGCUUCUGACUUGAGAUCAAACCCUUCACUAAAGACAAGGAUUCAUUUUUAUUUUUGUCAGCAGAAAAGACCCACAGAUGCAUUUGGAAUAACGAGAUGAACAGAUUUCAGUGUUGAAUUUUCCUGGGUAGAAUAUUGCAUCCAGACGUUGUGUGAUAUGUAAAGGCAUAUACAGUUGAAGUCGGAAGUUUACAUACACUUAGGUUGGAGUCAUUAAAACUCGUUUUUCAACCACUCCACAAAUUUCUUGUUUAACAAACUAUAGUUUUGGCAAGUCGGUUAGGACAUCUACUUUGUGCAUGACACAAGUAAUUUUUCCAACAAUUGUUUACAGACAGAUUAUUUCACUUAUAAUUCACUGUAUCAUAAUAAUUCAGGUGCGUCAGAAGUUUACAUACACUAAGUUGACUGUAUCUUUAAACAGCUUGGAAAAUUCCCGAAAAUUAUGUCAUGGCUAUAGAAGCUUCUGAUAGGCUAAUUGACAUCAUUUGAGUCAAUUGGAGGUGUACCUGUGGAUGUAUUUCAAGGCCUACCUUCAAACUCAGUGCCUCUUGCUUGACAUCAUGGGAAAAUCAAAAUAUAUCAGCCAAGACCUCAGAAAAUAAUUGUAGACCUCCACAAGUCUGGUUCAUCCUUGGAAGGAAUUUCCAAAUGCCUGAAGGUACCACGUUCAUCUGUACAAACAAUAGUACGCAAGUAUAAACACCAUAGGACCACGCAGCCAUCAUACCGCUCAGGGAGGAGACGCGUUCUGUCUCCGAGAGAUGAACGUACUUUGGUGCGAAAUGUGCAAAUUAAUCCCAGAACAACAGCAAAGGACCUUGUGAAGAUGCUGGAGGAAACGGAUACAAAAGUAUCUAUGUCCACAGUGAAACGAGUCUUAUAUCGACAUAACCUGAAAGGCCGCUCAGCAAGGAAGAAGCCACUGCUCCAAAGCCACAAUAAAAAAUCCAGACUACGGUUUGCAACUGCACAUGGGGACAAAUUUUUGAAGAAAUGGCCUCUGGUCUGAUGAAACGAAAAUAGAACUGUUUGGCCGUAAUGACCAUCGUUAUGUUUGGUGGAAAAAGGGGGAGGCUUGCAAGCCGAAGAACAUCAUCCCAACCGUGAAGCAUGGGGGUGGCAGCAUCACGUUGUGGGGGUGCUUUGCUGCAGGAGGGACUGAUGCACUUCACAAAAUAGAUGGCAUCAUGAGGUAGGAAAAUUAUGUGCAUAUAUUGAAGCAACAUCUCAAGACACCAGUCAAGAAGUUAAAGCUUGGUUCCAAAUGGACAAUGACCCCAAGCAUACAUCUAAAGUUGUGGCAAAAUGGCUUAAGGACAACAAAGUCAAGGUAUUGGAGUGGCCAUCACAAAGCACUGACCUCAAUCCUAUAGACAAUUUGUGGGCAGAACUGAAAAAGCGUGUAUGAGCAAGGAGGCCUACAAACCUGACUCAGUUACACCAGCUCUGUCAGGAAGAAUGGGCCAAAAUUCACCCAACUUAUUGUGGGAAGCUUGUGAAAGGCUACCCGAAACGUUUGUCCAAAGUUAAACAAUUUAAAGGCAAUGCUUCCAAAUACUAAUUGAGUGUAUGUAAACUACUGACCCACUGGGAAUGUGGUGAAAGAAAUAAAAGCUGAAAUAAAUAGUUCUCUCUACUAUUAUUCUGACAUUUCACAUUCUUAAAAUGAAGUGGUGAUCCUACCUGACCUAAAACAGGGAAUUUUUACGAGGAUUAAAUGUCAGGAAUUGUGAAAAACUGACUUUAAAUUUAAUUGGCUAAGGUGUAUGUAAACUUCCAACUUCAACUGUAUAAGUCUAAAAGUCUGUUACAUAUUGUGUUUGUACUGUGCUGGGCAAUUGGCGGCAAUUGCUUUAAAAAUACAACAUUUUCUCUACGCCCAUUGGCAAAAUGUGUAGAAUUGCAGGAAAUUUUGCAAGUACAUUCAAUUUUCACGUGUUCCAUCGCAAAAUGACAUAAACAAAUCUCAGUAUCAGACACUGCAAGCUCCCAGCUACUAUCUAAUCAACGCUGUAUUGACAUUGUCCCACCCCUGGUUAGUCACUAUUGGAUGAAAAAGCCAAAUUUAACACUCUCCCAAUACAUUUUCAGCAAUAUUGCCUCUGUCUGUCUGUCUGUGUGGUGCAGACAUUUGUCUAUCACUCUGUGUGUAACCAGUUGAUGUGAUAACUGUCUUUUGAGUUUCCCCAAAACCUUUUCAAUUAAAUAUGAACUGUUUGUAUCUAUUAUUUGUUAUUUGCUAACUUUGCCAUGAAAUGAGCAGAAGCAGUACAGAACCAUCGCUAGACGCAUAAUUAAAGGAACAGAUGCACAAUUAAAGGGGAAUACUUUUUGGGGUAUUCUACCAGGCAGACCAAAAACACUAUUUUUGGGGAAAAAUCUGAUUUUACAGGGCCCCCCUAGUUGUUUAUUAACCAUGACUUUACCAGGUAUAUUGACAGAAAACACAACUUUCUCUUAUACAAUAAGGGCCCAGGGAAGAGUUGCAGGGGAUAGAAGAACGUGCCUAUUUGAAAGCUAGGAAAAAAUAAUAGCUUGAGAGAUGAAUGUGGUUUUCAUAUGGAGUAUUUGAAACUUGUUUCUGUUUAAUAAAGACAACAUGUGAUUUUCA
Messenger RNA from Oncorhynchus nerka (sockeye salmon), 4426 nucleotides. RefSeq names its product zinc finger protein 329-like. Gene Ontology annotation, cellular component: nucleoplasm. The transcript is spliced from 3 exons. Gene Ontology annotation, biological process: regulation of transcription by RNA polymerase II. Gene Ontology annotation, molecular function: DNA-binding transcription repressor activity, RNA polymerase II-specific; RNA polymerase II cis-regulatory region sequence-specific DNA binding. The record is from RefSeq and is a predicted model, not a curated record. The coding region runs from base 232 to 1791 and encodes 519 amino acids. NCBI's taxonomy places the organism in Eukaryota, Metazoa, Chordata, Actinopteri, Salmoniformes, Salmonidae.